GUGGGAACAUGGUGCAGGUGCAGCCGCUGUGGAAGACCGGGUGGCGGUUCCUCGAAAAAAUGAAACAGACUUCCCAUAUGAUCCAGCAAUCCCACCCCAAAGAAUGGGAAGCAGGCACCUGAAGAGAUAUUUGCACCCCUGGGUUCAGAGCACCACUAUCCACGACGGCCAAGGGGUAGAGGAUCCAUCGACAGAUGAAUGGAUAAACAAAAUGGGGUCCAGCCACACAAUGGAAUAUUUUUCAGCGUUAAAAACGAAAGAUAUUCUGACACCUGCUACAACACGGAUGGACCCCGGCGACGCGUGCUCGGUGGCAGAAGCCGGUCACGGAAGGACGAACACGGUAGGUAGGAUUCCCCUUACGCGGGCUCUCUAGGAGAGUCACAUUGGUAGAGACAGACAGCAGGUGGCGGGAGGCAGGGGGCCGGGGCCGGGGUUUAAUGGGGACAGAAUCUCGGCGUUGGGAAAUGAAAAGCGUUCUGGAGUCGGACGGUGGAAAUGGUUUCAGAACAACGUCAGUGCACUCAAUGCCGCUGAACUGCACACUUCACCGCGGUGACAGUGGUAAGUUCUACGUCACGGUAUUUCACGACAAUGCUUUUUAAAGGCUGGGUGUGAUCGAUGGGGGGGGGGACACUCACGCGCCACCAAUGGGGGUGUGAAGCAGACGGUCCUUUGGGAGAAUCACUGGAAGGCGUGGUGCAUACGUGUGUCCCGUGACCUGGCUGUUCUCCUGGGGCGUCUACACCUGUGGCAGGUGCCCCAGAGUCCCCUCUGCCCCCCCCCCCUUCUCCAGAGCAACCCGCAGCCUGACAGGAGCUGACGGUCAGCCCUUCUCAACCCCCUCGCCCCUUGGGUUGGACAACUUGGCGGUGUGUCCUCCACUGUCUCCCAGAAGAACAGAGCCCCAGCUGCCUGUGAACCUGCUCCGUUUACCCUCACAGAUGCCUGCUGGCCUCCUUCCUUUCCCGGUGUCACUUCCCAGUUACCCACCCCCCUCCAGGGCGCCCUGGGAUCACCUUCCGGGUGGACCGUUUGCCUCCAAUUCCCCGUGUCAAGGUCUGCACCUAAGACGACACCUCAGUCGUCCACCCACCUGUCAUUUACUGAAUGCCCCCCCACCCCGUGUGCCAGGUACCAUCCCAAGGGUUGGGGACACAGCAGUCAUGGGACUGCCGUCACAGUGACCUCGGCGAUUUGUACAAGUGUGCAAAGCCAUGUGUAUCAGGAUGGUCACCCCGGCGUAAAGCUGUAGACCAGGGCAUGGGCGCUCUCAGAGAGAAGAGGGCCUCCUGUCUGUCUGUCUGUCUGUCUUCGAGCUGCCUGUGGUGGAGCCCACAGACACUUGAAAGAGGCCGGGUCUCCAAGGGUCGCGCCCACUAUAGGGCUUCGCGGAGGAACCCAAGCUUAGAGGGGGUCUCAAUCUUCGAGGUUUCGAGCCUCGGGUCUCGGACUGUCUCCAGUCUAGUGAACUCGUGAGCCUCCCGUGGGGGAGGGGUCUCAUUCCCCCACUUUGUCAAGGUCCCUCUCCCUUCAGUUUUGCAGACAGAAUGGGUCAAAGUUCACCGGAUGCCUCCAGGCUGAAAGGGUGCUUUGCCAGUGUAAGAGCCAGCUCAGGCCUUCUCGGCCAGGGAGGGAUGAGUGGGGGUGGGGAGGCAGCCAUCCUUUCUAGAAGCUGCCCUCCCAGACCGGACUCCAGCCCCAGAUCCCAGAGCCUUCCAGCCCUUGUGCCGCCCCCAAGACCUGGGAGCAGCUCACCCAUCCCCCGAAGUCCGGAGAAGGUCUCAAGGCUGGGCAGGGCCAGACAGGGACCCAGGAGUUGGGCCCAGCGUCCCAGCCAGAGCGUCUUGACCUGGUGGAUACUGCAGCUUCCGCCACUGCGAGAUGGACCCAGGCAGGAAGCUGGUCCUCGCCUGUGUACGUGGCAUUUCUGUCGCAGCCCCAACAGCGGAGCCGUGUCCCUCACAGGAAAGAUGAUUCCGGUGGCCGAGUUCAAGCAGUUCACGGAGCAGCAGCCUGCGUUCAAGGUGCUCAAACCCUGGUGGGACGUGCUGGCGGAGUACCUCACCGUGGCUAUGCUCAUGAUCGGGGUCUUCGGCUGCACCCUGCAGGUGACACAGGACAAGAUCAUCUGUCUGCCCAGCCACGAACUCCGGGAGAAUUUCUCAGAGGCCCCCUGCCAGCAACUGCUGCCUCGGGGCGUCUCGGAGCAGAUGGGGGGCCUCCGGGAGGUAAGCGGCCUCAAGAACAAUCUGGACCUCCAGCAGUACAGCUUCAUUAACCAGCUCUGCUACGAGACAGCCCUCCACUGGUACGCCAAGUACUUCCCCUACCUGGUCGUCAUUCACACGCUCAUCUUCAUGGUCUGCACCAGCUUCUGGUUCAAGUUCCCCGGCACCAGCUCCAAGAUCGAGCACUUCAUCUCCAUUCUGGGCAAGUGUUUCGACUCUCCGUGGACCACACGGGCCCUGUCCGAGGUCUCUGGGGAGAACCAGAAGGGCCCCACCACCGGACGGGCGACAGCGACCGUGGAGGCCUCGGCGGGGCCGGGAAAAGCCAAUGAGGGUGAGAAGGAACAGGUGCUGGUGGAGCCCGAGAAGGUGGUGACUGAGCCACCAGCCGUCACCCUACUGGACAAGAAGGAGGGUGAGCAGGCCAAAGCCCUGUUUGAGAAGGUCAAGAAGUUCCGCGUGCACGUGGAAGAGGGGGACAUCUUGUACACCAUGUACAUCCGGCAGACGGUGCUCAAAGUCUGCAAGUUCUUUGCCAUCCUGGUCUACAACCUGGUCUACGUGGAGAAGAUCAGCUUCCUGGUGGCCUGCAGGGUGGAGACCUCGGAGGUCACGGGCUACGCCAGCUUCUGCUGCAACCACACGAAGGCCCACCUCUUCUCCAAGCUGGCUUUCUGCUACAUCUCCUUCGUGUGCGUCUACGGGAUCACCUGUCUCUACACCCUCUACUGGCUCUUCCACCGGCCCCUCAAGGAGUACUCCUUCCGUUCUGUGCGGGAGGAGACGGGCAUGGGUGACAUCCCCGACGUCAAGAACGACUUUGCUUUCAUGCUGCACCUCAUCGACCAGUAUGACUCCCUCUACUCCAAGCGCUUUGCCGUCUUCCUCUCCGAGGUCAGCGAGAGCCGCCUGAAGCAGCUCAACCUGAACCACGAGUGGACGCCCGAGAAGCUGCGGCAGAAGCUGCAGCGCAACGCCCGCGGCCGGCUCGAGCUGGCCCUCUGCAUGCUCCCGGGGCUGCCCGACGCCGUCUUCGAGCUCAGCGAGGUGGAGGCGCUCCGGCUGGAGGCCAUCUGCGACGUCACCUUCCCCCCGGGCCUCUCGCAGCUGGUGCACCUGCAGGAGCUCAGCCUGCUUCACUCGCCCGCCCGGCUGCCCUUCUCCUUGCAGAUCUUCCUGCGGGACCGCCUGAAGGUCAUCCGGGUCAAGUGUGAGGAGCUCCGCGAGGUGCCCCUGUGGGUGUUCGGGCUGCGUGGCCUGGAGGAGCUGCACCUCGAGGGGCUCUUCCCCCCGGAGCUGGCUCGGGCGGCGACCCUCGAGAGCCUCCGGGAGCUGAAGCAGCUCAAGGUGCUGUCUCUGCGGAGCAAUGCCAGCAAGGUGCCAGCCAGCGUGACCGACGUGGCCGGGCACCUGCAGCGGCUUAGUCUGCACAACGACGGGGCCCGCCUGCUGGCCCUGAACAGCCUCAAGAAGCUGGCGGCGCUGCGCGAGCUGGAGCUGGUGGCCUGCGGGCUGGAGCGCAUCCCCCAUGCCAUCUUCAGCCUGGGGGCGCUGCAGGAACUUGACCUCAAGGACAACCGCUUGCGCUCCAUCGAAGAGAUCCUCAGCUUCCAGCACUGUCGCAAGCUGGUCACGCUCAGGCUGUGGCACAACCAGAUCGCCUACGUCCCCGAGCACGUGCGCAAGCUCCGGGGCCUCGAGCAGCUCUACCUCAGCCACAACAAGCUGGAGACCCUGCCCACCCAGCUCGGCCUGUGCUCUGGCCUCCGCCUGCUGGACAUCUCCCACAACGGGCUGCGCUCCCUGCCGCCCGAGCUGGGCCUCCUCCAGAGCCUGCAGCACCUGGCCGUGUCCUACAACGCCCUGGAGGCCCUGCCGGAGGAGCUCUUCUUCUGCCGCAAGCUGCGGACGUUGCUCCUGGGCUACAACCACUUGAGCCAGCUCUCGCCCCAGGUGGGGGCCCUCAGGGCCCUCAGCCGCCUGGAGCUCAAGGGCAACCGCUUGGAGGCUCUGCCGGAAGAACUUGGCAACUGUGUGGGGCUCAAGAGAGUGGGGCUCCUGGUGGAGGACACCCUUUACGAGGGCCUGCCAGCGGAGGUGCGGGAAAAAAUGGAGGAGGAAUGAAGCGAAAGGUGGGGCAGGUUGGGGUAGAGGCCUUCUGGAUGCUUCCACCCCAGAAUCUCUACUAUCGUCUUCAAGCGAGGUGGCCGAGAGGGCCCAGGCCAGGAGACGAGGAGCAGACACAUCAGCCUUGGGGGGGGGGGGGGGGAGGGUCCAGACAAGAUCCUGAGAUUGGUUUGUCCGAGAAGAGACAGGAGGCUGUGGAUUUGGGGUGGACCGUCGUAGAGGGAUCAACUCAGUCACAGGAGUCUCAGACCAAAAGCACACCUGUGUCUUUGGCUGGCUGUCCUGCCCUGCCCCCGGACAUUCUAGCUCAAUUAGUGCCGUAUGUGGGGGUGAGGCACAUCCCAAUGGGAUUUCAACCCUUUCUCCCCCAACCCAAACAGCUUACAUCUGCGGUUCUCUCCCAAGGAGGGGACACAGACACAAGGGACCAGCGACCCCUGCCCCCAACUUUGAUGCCAAUCCCUUAUUUAUAAGUUGUUUGCUAUGGACACGUGAACUCAGUAAAAUGGUCCUCAUGUUUGGCCUUGCAUCAAAAUCAACAGCCCCAGAACAAAACAUCCCAGGCCCCACCCCUGAAAGACUGACUCAGGUCUGGCUGGAGGCCAGCCAGUCUGUGAAUCAGCAUCCCAGGUAAUUCUGAUGCGGGUGGUCCUAGGCCUGUAUGUUGGGAAAUGCUGACCUACAGAAUCUGGAUGUUCAGAGCCGGGGUUCUGAACCCUUUUGAAGACCUAGGACUUUUGAACAUCUUAUAAAAGUUGGGCACCUCCUUGCCCAGGAAAAUGUACACACACAUGCCAAAUUCCAAAGCUACUUCAGGCGGUCAACAGAUUCCCCCAGAUUUCCCAGAGGGCCAUUCACGGACAUCCUAAGGAUAGCAGACUCCAGGGUUAAGAACACCUGCUGUGGAAUUUACAUGUUUCUGAGAACAGGCAGGGACUUUGUGUCUUUCAAAUGUUCUCUGUGUGAGGGAGCAUCUAUCAGUGGGUGGUUAAUAAAUAAUACUAUGAGAACUAAAA
Felis catus (domestic cat) is the source of this 5374-nucleotide messenger RNA. RefSeq names its product leucine rich repeat containing 8 VRAC subunit E (gene LRRC8E). NCBI's taxonomy places the organism in Eukaryota, Metazoa, Chordata, Mammalia, Carnivora, Felidae. The record is from RefSeq and is a predicted model, not a curated record. Gene Ontology annotation, molecular function: protein binding. The coding region runs from base 1551 to 4355 and encodes 934 amino acids. The transcript is spliced from 5 exons.